Messenger RNA from Mesorhabditis belari, 738 nucleotides. NCBI's taxonomy places the organism in Eukaryota, Metazoa, Nematoda, Chromadorea, Rhabditida, Rhabditidae. The record is from the annotation of a GenBank genome assembly.
AUGAAAGCAAAUCCACCAGAGAGCUCGAUUCUCAACUAUUUUGGGCUCUCGUUGGUGCUUGUUGGUGGUUUUCUUUUCUCUCGAAUCCGAGGUGGCAAAGCGGAAGAGGAGCCGGCCGAGGGAAAAAGGAUCACUUUGCAUCUGCAUGACGCGGAAAAUGAAAAGUUGAGUGCAACGCCUGAGCAAUCCGAUGAUGAGGUUUUGAAUCGAACGACGAAAGUUGAUGGAGCCGAAGUGAGACAAGAAAUGGGGGCACGAGGACGAGGAGUCGGAAUUCUUCUUGCUUUGAUCUCGGGUUGUUUCUAUGGUUUAACGUUCGUCCCAGUGAUCGUUAUGCAGGAUAAUCCCGAGAGAUUUCCCUUUUAUCCAACGGACGGGAUGAGCUACAUCUUUUCGCAUUAUUUCGGCAUUUUUGUCACUGGCACCGCGCUUUUCGUCGGCUAUUCGAUAUUCAAAAAAAACAAGCCAACAAUCAACAACGCAAUCACUCUACCAGCUUUUGGCGGUGGCUUGUUGUGGGCAAUCGCACAAUCGUCAUUUUUCAUCGCAAACGAUAACUUGUCCCAAGCUGUCACUUUCCCGAUCAUCACCACUCUGCCCGGUUGUGUGGCCGCUUUGUGGAGCAUUUUUUAUUUCAAAGAGAUUCAGGGUAAGCGCAACUUCAUCUUGAUGGCGAUCGCUGUCUCAAUCACACUGACCGGUGCCUCGAUUGUCGGACUCUCAAAAGUCAUCAAACUA